AUGAGUGAAAGAGAGGUGCAAAGGAAAGGAAAGUGUCGAAGGUGGGAAGCGGAGGAGAAAGAGGGAAACGACACCGACAACAGCGUCGACGACGACGCAUACAAGGAGAGGGAGGAGAGUGUAGUGAAGGAUGCGAAAUGGAUGGAGGUGAAGUUGGGAGAGGAGGAGGAGGAGGAGGGAGAGAGAAGAGGAAGCGAGGGAGGGAAGACGGGAAGAGGGCGAAAGCGAGGAGGUGACAGCGAUGAUAAUGAGACGGCGAAGCCUCUCAAAAGACGCCCUUCCCUGUUGGUUAGGAGGUAUUGUUGCGCUUACGGGAAUCUGGGAGGGCAUUACGCCCACGAAACCAACGGUCGGCGCUGUAAUAAACACAUGCACCAACCCCAUCUUGGCCCAGCAGAGAAGAGGCCGUUCGCGAGUUUCUGCGUAUUACACUCUCAGCAGAAUUACCGCGCUGGCCAAUGGUGUGGCCUAACCGUUUCAAACACGGGCAGCGAAUUUCUUCUAUUGGUGCAACGAUACAGCGCUCAAGCAAGGUGUCAGCGUACGGGGAUGAUUACGGUAAGACUGGGUGGGCGGCAGGGAUUUGGACGGGCCAAUCGUGAGACGACGGCCACAGCGACCCCGGAUCGCGAGUGGCUCUGUUUUCAGCACGCCGAAUCAUCGCCCGGCGCCUGCUCAGGGGCAAUUUCACGGUCAACCACGUGUCUGCUCCCAACCGCCCAAACCUUCUCUGGCAAGGCGACUCGGCCGUCUGAAGAUGUCUCUCCUUCUCCUCCUCCUCCUCCUCCUCCUCCUCUUCUAGUACGAAAUUCCUGCGUGUCUUCUGUCCUCCUUGCCUGGUUUGACACACUUGCUUGGCUCGACUCGGCGUGUACCACCAUCAGACACUCUCUCGAACCUCCCGUCGACUUCGUAAAAUCUGGGGCAAGUGAAGAAGGGAAACCUGUUGCUGUACGCGCUACACCUGUUCUGUUUAUCUUCGGCGUCAAACACACAUCCCAUAAAAUCGUUCGGGUUCGAGAGUUGCACUUCCGAAGAGACCGCGAGAAACAAAAUGGACCCCACCGAGCGGCCGCCCUCCACAACAGAGCGUGUUCGAGUUUAUCGAGCAGAGCGCAGGACCUAUCCUCCAAGGGUAAGCCACAGCAGGUGCAAAGCUAUGGAGUUCAAACUACGGAGCGACGGAGUAUUUUGCAUACAAACAAAAUGCAGGGGUUUCAACGGGCCCAAUGUCAAUUCUUCGGAGUCCGGAUGGCGGCCCUUCCAGAGCUCACAAUGGUCACGACGGAUCCCUCAAGAACAACCUCAUCUUCCAUCUCAAGAACGCCUUUGAACCGCUGCCAUCGAUGUCUUGAAGCCAGAAGAACAGCUGGCCAUCAUUCCUCCCACGGGGAGACUUUCCCGCGAACUGCGCAUUUGCUUCCAGGGAAGAACGACUGA
Molecule: messenger RNA, 1440 nt
Organism: Coccidioides immitis RS
Lineage: Eukaryota; Fungi; Ascomycota; Eurotiomycetes; Onygenales; Onygenaceae
Exons: 6
Coding region: 1-1440 (479 amino acids)
Source: RefSeq, a predicted model, not a curated record